GACUAUGACAUCUAUGUUUGAUGAUAAGGAAAAGGAAAGUUCUUUGUGUUUCUAAUAAAUAUAAUAUAUUUAUCCAAAAACAUUGUAUUUAUGGCUCCCAUAAACAUGAAAGUAUCCAAGCUUUUGGAAAUGUUUAAGGGGUUGAAAUCGGAUGCAAUUCCGAGGGCUCCAAGGCCAUCUACAGAGACUGUACCACCACAAUCACAACCUGAUGGAAAUAAUUUGAAUCAAGAUCAAAAUGAAGAUCAGGAGGAAGAAAUCACUAUAGAAUCACUAUCUGAUGACGAAAUAAAAAAAGAAAAGAAGACGUAUAAGAAAAAAAAGAAAAGCAAGGCGAAAAAACCAGACAUAGAUGAUGACGAGGAUUAUACGAAGACAUAUGAAGAAAAACGGGGCAGCUCUGGCUCUGUAAAUGUUCAAGCUAGUGGAACUGUUUACAAUAUAGUUAAUUCCCGUGGAGUCCGGUUGGGAAACACAUACUAUUUUGGACCAGUUACUAAAACAGAGCAAGGAAAAGAAUAUGAAGAGGAACCAAUUAAAAAAGACAACAAUAUUUGUCUGCUCAUGGAGGCUACAGUACGGCCUCAACAUGAGUACAUGGAUUACAUAUCAAAAAACCUUGGGAAAAAUUGGAAGACUUUCUUCAGGUCACUAGGUUACACGGAGGGUAGAAUUGAGACUGCGGAGCUGGAUGCAACUAAUCGUGGAUACAGUAUAUGUGAGGCUCGGUACAAAUUACUUUUGGAGUGGGUAAACAACGACGACAACGCAACAUUGGGUCAACUAGCUACUCUACUGUGGCGUGAAGGAGAGAGAAGUGUUGUCAAAGACCUGUCCAACAUAUACAAGAGUAAAAUGAAAUGAGGUUCUAAAUAAAAUCCGAAGAUAUGUUAGAAUUGAAAUCAAGAAAGAUCUGGUCUUUAGAUUUGCUAGUUUUAUCACUUUUUUUACAUUUGCUUAAAAACAUGUAAGUAUUGAUAAACAUGUUCAGCUUCUGUACUUCAGAAGACAUCUUGUCGAUGCAUUGUUUCCACAGCAUUUGUUGUA
Molecule: messenger RNA, 1047 nt
Organism: Spodoptera exigua (beet armyworm)
Lineage: Eukaryota; Metazoa; Arthropoda; Insecta; Lepidoptera; Noctuidae
Source: the annotation of a GenBank genome assembly